Molecule: messenger RNA, 1718 nt
Organism: Portunus trituberculatus (swimming crab)
Lineage: Eukaryota; Metazoa; Arthropoda; Malacostraca; Decapoda; Portunidae
Product: hexokinase-2-like
Exons: 12
Coding region: 127-1629 (500 amino acids)
Biological process (GO): intracellular glucose homeostasis; glycolytic process; glucose 6-phosphate metabolic process
Cellular component (GO): cytosol; mitochondrion
Molecular function (GO): ATP binding; fructokinase activity; glucokinase activity
Source: RefSeq, a predicted model, not a curated record
UUUCAUUUGACGUAUCUUGACACUCACCACUGCCACGUUCAGUAUCACCAUUGCAAGGGUUAGAAGCGUGAUACGACACACUCUCUCUCUCCAUACACACCCCUUCAGCUCUCCAUAAGAUCCACAAUGACGUUCUCGCAGUCUUCCGCCUCCUCCCCUCCCCCCGCCUCCUCCGCUUCCUCCCCCUCCCGCCGCCCCCUCCCCCCAUACAAGGCCACUGAUCUUCCUCACUUGACCUUGACCGACGCAGAGAAGAAGAAGAAGAUCGAGUCCCUUCUCUCCCCGCUGAUCCUGACGGAGGCGCAGCAGGCGAAGAUCCGAGAGGUGUUCCUGGAGGAGAUGCGGCUUGGGCUGGCAGUGAACCCAGAGCGGCCUUCCUCUCUACUGAUGGAGAACACCUUUAUUCCGCAGCUCCUGGACGGCACAGAGUGUGGUGAAUACUUGGCACUGGAUUUGGGUGGCACCAAUUUCAGAGUCCUGUAUGUUGUGCUCAAGGACGGCAAGUUUGUGGAGGAGACCGUGGACCAUUACGCGGUGCCAACUGAGGUGAGGCUGGGAGAAGGCGAGGCGCUGUUUGACUUCCUGGCGCAGUGCUUGUCUGACUUUGUGCAGAAGAAAAACCUGUCAGGGAAAAACAUCAAGCUGGGAUUCACCUUCUCCUUCCCCAUGACGCAGAAGAGCCUGGACGUGGGCAUCCUUGCAUCCUGGACCAAAUCCUUCAACUGUUCUGGCGUGGUUGGCAAGGAUGCUGUGCAGAUGUUGAACAAGGCUAUCCACAAGAGGGACCAUUUGGAUAUUGAUGUUAAUGCUAUACUCAAUGAUACAACAGGCACACUGGUGAUGGGGUCGUACCUGGACCACCGCUGCGCCCUUGGGAUCAUCAUGGGCACGGGUUCCAACGGCGCCUACAUCGAGAAAGUGGACCGCAUUGAGAAGUGGCAAGGGAAACACAUGGAGAAGGAGAUGCUGGUGGACAUCGAGUGGGGAGCGUUUGGUGACAAUGGAGUGCUGGACUUCAUCAGGACUCAGUGGGACGAUGCCGUGGACCAGCAGAGCCUCCUGGUCCACUCCUACACGUUUGAGAAGUACUACGGCGGGAAGUACAUGGGCGACCUGUACAGAGAGGUGCUACUGACGCUGGCUCGGCAGGGGUGUCUGGGCCGGGGCGGGGAGGGGACCCUGGCAACCCACGGCUCCAUCACCACCACCACUGUCUCCAAUAUUGAAAAGGACAGCAUGGAGGGGGCACAGGCGGCGGCGCGGAAGAUGCUGGAGGAGGCACAGCUGGAGUGGAGUGAGGAGGACGUGGAAGUGGCGAGAUAUGUGGCAGGAAUCGUGUCUUACAGAGGCGCCCUGCUUGUAUCCUAUGUACUGGUGGGUAUACUGCUGCGAAGGAUGGAACGGCCUCACUGCACCGUGGCCAUAGACGGCUCACUCUUCCGCCACCACCCGCGCAUCCGCCCGCUCAUGGAACACCUCAUUGAAAAGUUCGCCCCGGGACACCCUUUUGACCUAAUCCUGGCUCAUGAUGGGUCAGGGAAGGGCGCAGCACUGGUGGCCGCCAUUGCUGAUAGACUCCAGAACACCACCACCACCACCACCACCACCAACACCACCACCACAGCCUGACACUCUUGCCUCUAACGAUUCUAAACUCUCUCUCUCUCUCUCUCUCUCUCUCUCUCUCUCUCUCUCUCUCUCUCGUGUGUGUGUGUGUG